This is a messenger RNA of Strongyloides ratti, 1815 nucleotides long. RefSeq names its product G protein-coupled receptor, rhodopsin-like family and GPCR, rhodopsin-like, 7TM domain-containing protein. NCBI's taxonomy places the organism in Eukaryota, Metazoa, Nematoda, Chromadorea, Rhabditida, Strongyloididae. Gene Ontology annotation, biological process: adenylate cyclase-activating adrenergic receptor signaling pathway. The transcript is spliced from 6 exons. The record is from RefSeq and is a predicted model, not a curated record. Gene Ontology annotation, cellular component: membrane. The coding region runs from base 1 to 1815 and encodes 604 amino acids. Gene Ontology annotation, molecular function: G protein-coupled amine receptor activity.
AUGGAAUCAACAAUAACUAAUAUUGCUAUUUCAUCAGAUGAUAAUGGAACUUUUUUUACAACUUUAAAAGGAAUAGCAUUAUUUUUAUUGGUACUUUGGACAAUUAUUGCUAAUUCAUUAGUAUUUAUUGUUUUAUACAAAAAUCCACGUCUUCAAACUGUCCCAAAUUUGUUGGUUGGCAAUUUAGCAUUUUCUGAUUUAUGUUUAAGCUUAAUCGUUUUACCGUUAUCAUCUGUUUAUGCAUUAGCAGGUGAAUGGAUUUUUCCAGAAUCUUUAUGUGUGGUAUUUGUAUCAGCCGACAUUUUAUGUUGCACAGCAUCUAUAUGGAAUUUAUCUAUUGUUGGUUUAGAUCGUUACUGGGCUAUAACAUCACCUGUCGCUUAUAUGCAAAAAAGAAAUAAAAAAACUGCUUUUUAUAUGAUUAUAUCAGUAUGGAUUUUUUCAUCAAUAAUAUCUUUAGCACCUUUACUUGGUUGGAAACAAAUUGCAAAUCAUGGUAAUUAUAGAGUUAUUAAUAAAAAAGCAAUUUGUGAUUUUCUUGAUCUUCCAAGUUAUACAAUAUAUAGUGCAACGGGUUCUUUUUUUAUCCCAACAAUUGUAAUGUUUUUUGUUUAUUUUAAAAUUUAUAGAGCAUUUGCUAAACAUCGUCAAAGACAAAUUUAUAGACAAAAGCUGGCUGUAUCAUCUCAUGUUAUUAAAAAACAUAUUGAAUCAACAAUAUUACAUGAAAUAUCUCAUGUUCUUCCAACUAGUGAUGAAUUUGCUAAAGAUGAUGAUGAAGAAGAUAAUGAAUCAAAUUCAAGUAAUUCACGUAAUAAAGAUAAUAAUACAUCAACAUCAACUAUAAGAUCAAAUUAUGAAAGUAAAAUAAUAAUAUCUAAUAAUAUAAAGCAAGUAAAUGAUAUAAUUAUUGAGGAAGAUGAAGAAGUAAUAAAUGAAGAAUUUGAAGUUACAUUAAAAGAUGAAUUGGAAGGAAGUAAUGAGAAUGAUAAUAUUAUUAAAAUGACUAAUGAUAAUAAUAUAUUAAAUUAUAAUACUAAUGAUAAUCAAUCAAACAUCACAUUUAUAAAAAAUUCUUUAAUCGAAGAAAAUGAUAAAAAAGAUAUAAAUGAUGAUGGUAAUCUCAAGAAUAUCUUUUUACAAAAAAAACAUAUUAAGGAAAAUGGUAUUAAAAAUGAUACUUGUAAUAAAGAAAAAGAAAACUUAGGAUAUGUCGUGAUAUGUAAAAAGAAAAAUAAUAAUAAUAAGAAACAUUCUAUAUUAGCAAAACCAUCAGCUAUAAUUAAAAAUAAAAAAAAUAACAUUAGUAGUAGAUUAUUAAAUCGUGUUCCAUCUGGCCCUAAAAAGAAAAAAAAUAAUGAUAAACAAGUUGUAUUUAAAAGUAAUUCAAAAGACUAUGAAAAAGAUAGAAAAAAUAGUACUGAAUUAGCUAGUAUGGUAUAUGAAAAAAUCCAUAAAUGCCAUAUACGUCGCGAAAAAGGGAUGAAUAAUUAUAGGAAUAGUUUAAGAACUAAACCAAAAGCAAUUUCAGCAGCUAAAGAACGUCGUGGUGUUAAAGUUCUUGGAAUUAUUUUAGGAUGUUUUACAAUAUGUUGGACACCAUUUUUUAUAAUGUAUGUUGUGAUACAAUUUUGUAAAACAUGUACAAUUAAUCCACAUAUCGAAAUGUUUAUUACAUGGUUAGGUUACUCAAAUUCUGCAAUGAAUCCCAUUAUUUAUACUGUUUUUAAUAGAGAUUAUCAAAUAGCAUUAAAAAGAUUAUUUACAAAUCCUGAAAAAGUUUCAUUAUUAAGUAACAAAAGAUAUAAUCAGUAG